UUUCAAAUAAAGCACAGUUCAUGGUGUGACUUAAUCACCUUAAUCACAGCCACCUGCCAUCGUGCCACGUGGGGCCUGGGUGCCAGGACUGCUAGGCCUCUGCAGCCCGUUUGCUCUCGCCCUCGUCUGACCUGCUGGGAGCUUCACCUGUAAGCCCGUAGUGCCUGGGGUAUCACCAGCACCGCAUGUGCCCAGGGCCUGCCUGAGCCGUGGGGAUCCCUUCCUGCUUCCACCCAGCAGUUCUCUCCUGCUCUUUGCUGAGGCAGAAUGGCUGGGAACAAAUCCCUCGGAGCAGACAUGUUCUUUCUUAGAAGUCUGUGAAGCGAGGCUAGUGUGGGAUGGCCGCUGGAGGCCCGUGGGGGCCUUAUUCCAUGGCUGGUGAAGCCCCUCGGCCCUUCGGUAAGGGGCUCUUGGGCCGUGUCCUGCAGCCUUUCUCCAUCUCUCUCGCGGGCUGUCCCCCUGACCUAGGGGCCCUUCCCCAUUCCCCUCCAUGUCCUUUCCAUCGUCGAAGUCCCAGGAUUGAAGCCUUUCCGAAGGCCUUGCCAUCGGCUUCUCUCGUCGCCAGCCUGAGCAUUCUUCUAGGACUGCAACGGAUGGGCAGGAGCACUGCUGGACAGGAGUCAAGAGAAGGUUCUGUCUUCUCUAUGUUCUGCUGCCUAUCUCCUGGGCCUUCUUGGACAUCACCAAGCCUCAGUCAAGACACGGCCACCACCCUUGCAGUCUUUCCACACAUGGAGGCCUGCUCAGUCCUUCCUGUCCUUAGCCCCGUGGCAUGGCUGAAGUGGAAGGCGAGAGGAAGCCCAGGGAGAAGCGCCGAAGCCCGCUACAAACAGGAUCCCCGUAAGGUGGUAAAGAAAACAUCACUACGUGCCUGGAGGAGACUCAGAGGGAAUACGUACCAGUGUGUCGGGAGGGCGUCCGUCUGAAGGGACAGAGGCUGGGUUUUCUUUUCUUCUUCGUGUCUUUCUAGGACUGUCGCUUACACCGUCUGUUCCCCUCCCCGGCCGUGCGGUGUGGUGCCACCCGUAGGAAGUGUUCAGGAGACAAAUACUGGGUGAGGUCGGAAGUGGAGGCCUCUUGUUUCCUUGGCGGAGAGCUCUGCCUUUGUGAGCUUUCCUCAGUUUGGGUGCGAUGCUGCUGCUGUCCACUGGAAAGUUCUCCAGACACCGCCCCUUCCACCGCCAGAGCACAGGGCUCCAGGGAGGAGGGUGAGCCCGUCACCCGGUGUGGCUGUAUGUCCCUGGCUGAUGAAGGCUCAGCCCUUGUGGCAGGCACCGGGAACCGAUUGGCCACUCGCCCAUGUCCCUCAGCCACGCGGCGUCCUCGUGGGCUGGGACGGUCUGCCCGUUGGUGACGCAGUGGCACUCACACAGGCUCCCUGGGCCUUUCCAGCUGCUCGGUUCGGAAGCGGGGCCGCGUGGACAGCCUGGCUGUGCGUGCCAGUCAGUGCCUGGCUGCCACUGCGCUCGGCCCGGGGCCCUGGCUUCUGACGGGACCAGAGGAGUGAGUGUCCGCAGCCACUCGGCAGCAUGGCAACGGAACCGGAGACAUCCGAGGGGGUGGACGAGUCAGAAGGAAAGGUCUCCGGGGCCCCGGAAAGGGAGAACCACACCAGAACGCCCGACCUCUCUGAGCUCCUGAAGGAAGGGACCAAGGAGGCCCAUGACCGGGCAGAAAACACCCAGUUUGUCAAAGACUUCCUGAAAGGCAACAUCAAGAAGGAGCUCUUCAAGCUGGCCACCACCGCGCUUUACUUCACAUACUCGGCCCUCGAGGAGGAGAUGGACCGCAACAAGGAGCACCCGGCCUUCGCCCCGCUGUACUUCCCCACAGAGCUGCACCGCAAGGAGGCGCUGACCAAAGACAUGGAGUACUUUUUUGGUGAAAACUGGGAAGAGCAGGUGCAGUGCUCCGAGGCCGUCCAGAAGUACGUGGAGCGGAUCCACUACGUCGGGCAGAGUGAGCCCGAGCUGCUGGUGGCACACGCCUACACCCGCUACAUGGGGGACCUCUCAGGGGGCCAGGUGCUGAAGAAGGUGGCCCAGCGGGCCCUGAAGCUGCCCAGCACGGGGGAGGGCACCCAGUUCUACCAGUUUGAGAACGUGGGUGAUGCCCAGCAGUUCAAGCAGCUCUACCGGGCCCGGAUGAACGCCCUCGACCUGAGCCCGGAGGCCAAGGAGAGGGUCGUGGAGGAGGCCAAUAAGGCCUUCGAGUUCAACAUGCAGAUAUUCAGUGAACUGGACCAGGCUGGCAGCCUGCUGGCCAAGGAGGCCCCGAGAGACGGGCUCCCAGCGCACAAUGGGAAGGGCGACAUGCGCAAAUGCCCCUACUACGCCACCGAACACGACCAAGGUGUCCUCGCGGGCAGCAGCUGCCCCUUCCAGACGGCCAUGGCCGUGCUGAGGAAUUCCAACCUCCAGCUCGUGCUUGCUGCCAGUGUGGCCCUGGCUGCCAGCCUGCUGGCCUGGUUUGAGAAAACAAGCAGCCAAUAAAAGCCAGACACUAAAGCCUCGUGUGACUGUCCUCUGUGUGGCCCAGAAGCGGAGGUAAGGAGCAGGUUCACUGCCCUGCAGCCCCCAGGCUGUUGCCACGGAUUGGACUACACAGCUCGGUGCGGCGGGCCUGGGUCCCUGGGGCUCCCACACCUCUGACCCCAGGCAUGUGCCCCCUUCCUUCCUCUGCUGGGUCGUGGCAGGGCGAGGGGGACGUGUGAGACACUGCCCUCCCUCCUGGGGCUGCUUCUGGGAUUGGGGGCAGGGGCCACCAACCUGGGAACACCCUCUGGGCGGCCAUCCUUGCCCUUCUCAACCAGAAACGCCCCGAGAGAGGUCCCUCCAGCUGGUCUCCUCCUCUGCCCAUGGAGAUGCCACAGCACCCAGGAGAGCGAAUUCCACAAGCUUGUUCCCGCCUCUGCCAUGGCCCCGCCCUCAGGGGAGGAGGCCCCAUGGUGCAGGGGGUGCCCGGUGCGGCCCUGCCCACGCCCCCAGCCAGCAGCCCCUCCUGCCUGCAUGUGCUUUGGGGUUCCUACUUUUUAAAAAUGUAUACUUUUAUAAAUAAGGAUAAAAAAGUACAUAUUUGUA
Choloepus didactylus (southern two-toed sloth) is the source of this 3080-nucleotide messenger RNA. RefSeq names its product heme oxygenase 2 (gene HMOX2). Gene Ontology annotation, biological process: response to oxidative stress; heme oxidation; heme catabolic process. Gene Ontology annotation, molecular function: heme oxygenase (decyclizing) activity; heme binding. The record is from RefSeq and is a predicted model, not a curated record. The coding region runs from base 1530 to 2492 and encodes 320 amino acids. The transcript is spliced from 7 exons. NCBI's taxonomy places the organism in Eukaryota, Metazoa, Chordata, Mammalia, Pilosa, Megalonychidae.